Dendronephthya gigantea is the source of this 3015-nucleotide messenger RNA. RefSeq names its product mucin-2-like. The transcript is spliced from 7 exons. The record is from RefSeq and is a predicted model, not a curated record. Lineage: Eukaryota; Metazoa; Cnidaria; Anthozoa; Malacalcyonacea; Nephtheidae. Bases 1 to 2697 code for a protein of 898 amino acids.
AUGCAUAAAUGCGGGAUCCACAAACACCCCACAUCAAAGGAAGGUGGGGAACCGGUUCCAGAGGCACCUGUUUUAGAACCAAAGCCUGAAGAAACUCCCGCUCCAAGUGAAACUGUAACUCCAAAUCCCCUCACUCCAAGUGAAACCGAUAUUUUGACCCCUGCUCCUCCUGCUUCAGGUGAGACUGGAAGUGUAACCCCUAAUCCACUCGCUCCAAGUGGAACUGGUUUACUGACUCCUUCUCCUGGGACAAGCCCGGUUCCAGAGGCGCCUGUUUUAGAACCAAACCCUGAAAAACCACCUGCUCCUCCAGGUGAAACUGUAACCCCAAACCCUCUCACUCCAAGUGAAACCGAUAUUUUGACCCCUGCUCCUCCUGCUCCAGGUGAAACUGGAAGCGUGACCUCUAACCCACUCGCUCCAAGUGGAACUGGCUUACUGACUCCUUCUCCUGGGACAAGCCCGGUUCCAGAGGCACCUGUUUUAGAACCAACCCCCGAAAAACCUCCUGCUCCUCCAGGUGAAACUGUAACCCCAAACCCUCUCACACCAAGUGAAACCGAUAUUCUGACUCCUGCUCCUCCUGCUCCAGGUGAAACAGGAAGCGUGACCCCUAACCCACUCGCUCCAAGUGGAACUGGUGUACUGACUCCUUCUCCUGGGACAAGCCCGGUUCCAGAGGCACCUGUUUUAGAACCAAACCCCGAAAAACCCCCUGCUCCUCCAGGUGGAUCUGAAACUGUAACUCCAAACCCUCUCACUCCAAGUGAAACCGACAUUCUCACCCCUGCUCCUCCUGCUCCAGGUAAAACAGGAAGGGUGACGCCUAAUCCUCUCGCUCCAAGUGAAACUGGAGGCGUGACCCCUACAUCUCCUGCCUUAGGUGGAACUGGAAGUGUGAGCCCCGCACCUCCUGCCCCAGGUGGAACAGAAACUGUGACCCCUAGUCCUCUCGCUCCAGGUGAAGCUGGAGGUGUUGCCUCCACACCCCCUGCUCCAGGUGAUACAGGAAGUGUGACACCAAACCCUCUUGCUCCAACUGAUUCUGGAAGUGUGACACCAAAUCCUCUUGCUCCAAGUGAGACUGGAGUUUUGACUCCUGCACCUCCUAUUCCAGGUGGUGCAGAAAGUGUUACCCCUACCCCUCUAACUCCAAGUGGAACUGGAGACACUACCCCUACACCCCUUGCUCCAGCCGGAACUGGAAGUGUGACCCCUAAUCCUCUCGCUCCGAGUGGGACUGCUGCUCCAAGUGGAACCGGGAGUGUGACCCCUAAUCCUCUUGCUCCAAGUGGGACUUCUGCCCCAGGUGGGACUGGAAGUGUGACUCCUAAUCCUCUCGCUCCAAGUGGGACUUCUGCUCCAGGUGGAACUGGAAGUGUGACCCCUAAUCCCCUCGCUCCAAGUGGGACUGUUGCUCCAGGUGGAACUGAAAGUGUGACUCCUAAUCCUCUUGCUCCAAGUGGGACUGUUGCUCCAGCCGGAACUGGAAGUGUGACACCUAACCCUCUUGCUCCAAGUGGGACUGUUGCACCAGGUGGGGCUGGAAGUGUGACCCCUAAUCCUCUCGCUCCAAGUGGAACUUCUGCUCCUGGUGGAACUGGUAGUGUGACACCUAAUCCUCUUGCCCCAAGUGGGACUGUUGCUCCUGGGGGAACUGGCAGUGUUACCCCUAAUCCUCUCCCUCCAAGUGGGACUGCUGCUCCAGGUGGAACUGGAAGUGUGACCCCUAAUCCUCUCGCUCCAAGUGGAACUUCUGCUCCAGGUGGAACUGGUAGUGUGACACCUAAUCCUCUUGCCCCAAGUGGAACUGUUGCUCCAGAGGGAACUGGCAGUGUGACCCCUAAUCCUCUCGCUCCAAGUGGGACUGCUGCUCCAGGUGGAACUGGAAGCGUAACGCCUAGUCCUCUUGCCCCAAGUGGGGCUGGGGGUGUGACCCCCACUCUUCCUGCUUCUGGUGAAACUGUUGGUGUAACUCCUAAUCCUCUCGCUCCAAGUGGAACAGGAACAAGCCCCUCUCCUAUCUCACCAGGUACUCCUCCUAAUAAAGGUGCAAAGCUAAGUGAGCCUGCUGAUACUCGUCCGAAGGAACCUUACGAUCCUAACACGCCAGCGAAGUUGCUUAAAGUUGUUCUUGGUUUGAUUGGUCAGAUAUUUAGUGCCGCACUUUCUGAUCCUGGCAGCGAAAAGUACCAACAGCUCAAGAAUUCAGUUGAACUAGCGAUCAUGGCGGCGUACGACGCAAUUGAAUCUUUCCGUUCAGUCACUGUCACUGGAUUUAGGCCAGGAGGCACUACAAGUGUAAGAAAAUGGGCUCAUCUGAGGCGCUCAUCCAAUCCGUCUAAUACAGUAGACGUCGAGGCAGAGCUUGAAUUUACCGACGAAAGACCGAACCAACUCGCUCCCUUGGAGAAAGACGUCCAAGAUGGAAAUUUGAAUAAUCUCAAAGUUCUACCACAAGUCAAUGCAGCGAUAAUUACCGGCGAUACCCAAGACUUCUGUCCACCUUCUUGUACGUCGACCGACAUGUGUCAGCAACCCCAGUGUCCCGUAAGCUGUUGCUCCCCACCGGCUACGAAUACCUGUCAACAACCAACUUGCCCAAACGCAUGUGCUCCAGGCUGCACGAUGACAUGCUGUUCAGUCGGACCACAAGCUCAUCUCGUCAAGAAAUCCACAAAAACAAAAAAGAGUUAAUUAAACUCUGAUUAAUCACGGAUUGUGAAGUACGGAUUUUUUGCAUUCAGUAAUGCUGGACGAUGGCAUUGUGUAAAUGAACAAUAUGUUGUAUAAAUUCACUUGAAGUGCACGAUAAAAGUGUUUCUCUGCAUUAUAAUAUUUGUAGCUUAAAACAAUAGCCUAAGAAAGAAUUUUUUGAAGCUUACCCCGCGUGCUUAACUAAAAAUUACAUCUCGUUAUCCAUGCAUAUACUUGAGUGCAUUUUCUUCACAUUUCAGAAUUACACCGAGCCAUUAUAAUCACAAGCAUUGAUUGUGCGUGUCGGUUCAUCACCUC